AUGUAUAUAUAUACUGAACGGACACUCGGCACAGUCACACUCAACAGUCAGGCAGCACAGGAGCAGCAUCAUGGCAUUCAAGUUCGUCAUCCUCGCCGCCUUCGUGGCCGUCGCCCAGGCUGGUCUCCUGCCCGCCGCCCCCCUGGCCUACUCUGCCCCUAUCGCCAAGGCCGUGGCUGUGGACACCGACUUUGACCCCAACCCUAGCUACAGUUACGCCUACGACAUCCAGGAUGGUCUGACUGGCGACUCCAAGAACCAGCAGGAGACCCGCCAGGGUGACGUCGUCCAGGGCCAGUACUCCCUCAACGACGCUGACGGCACCCGCCGCAUCGUCGACUACACCGCCGACCCCGUCAACGGUUUCAACGCCGUCGUCCGCAAGGAGCCCCUGACUGUCGCCGCCCCAGUCGUCAAGGCCAUUGCUCCCGCCCCUGUCGCAUACGCCGCGCCCAUCGCUAAGACCAUCGCCCCAGCUUACCAGACCUACGCUGCCCCUAUCGCCCACGCUGCUCCCCUUGCCUACUCCGCCUCUCUGAACUACGCCGCCCCCAUCGCCAAGGUCGCUGCUCCGUUGGCGUACUCUGCUCCUCUGAACUACGCCAAGGCCAUCGCCCCCGCCUACCAGACCUACUCCGCCCCCAUCGCCCACGCUGCUCCCCUCGCCUACUCUGCCCCUAUCGCUCACGGCAUUGCCGCCCACACCUCUUUCUCCACCCCUUACGCAGCGUAUGCUUACUAGGCUGCACACUGGCUGUUUGUUGUGUUUUUUUUCUCGUAAUAAAAAAGAUAAAUAACUGA
This is a messenger RNA of Frankliniella occidentalis (western flower thrips), 801 nucleotides long. RefSeq names its product cuticle protein 21-like. Gene Ontology annotation, cellular component: extracellular matrix. The record is from RefSeq and is a predicted model, not a curated record. NCBI's taxonomy places the organism in Eukaryota, Metazoa, Arthropoda, Insecta, Thysanoptera, Thripidae. The transcript is spliced from 2 exons. The coding region runs from base 71 to 742 and encodes 223 amino acids.